ACGUUCCAAGAACUGGUUGAUUACAAUUACGGCGAAGUCCAUCCGACCAUAAUCCGCCAAAGAAUUGUUCGUUUAUUAAAUACCGUCCUGUUUGGAGAAUAUCUAGUAGUAGACGAUCAAAUUCAGCUCAUUAAUUUCGCCUACGAAAGAUUCGUUGGAACCCACACCAACGAGCAGAACAAUUCCGACAACGAGGAUCCAGAAGAAAACGAUUCCAACGAGUAUUACUCCGAAACAAUCGACGCCAGAACGCAGACCGAAGGAAGUGACGAAGAAAGAAGAUCCAAAAGAUCAAUUGAAGACGGGAAUCUAAUCGAUUUCUUUAGUCCAGAAAACUCACACACCGACGACGAAGAAGAAAUAAUCUAUAUCGAGGAAACAAUUAUCAACGAAGAUAAUGAUACAAGCCAAAUCGACGAAGAACAAGACGACGAACCCGAGCAGAGAGAAAGCCCAUCUCACGAACAAGAAAAUAUGACCAACGUUAACGAUGUACGACCAAUAACCUGUUACAAUUGUGGGCAAGAAGGACACAUCAGUACUGGGUGUUCAAAAUCAAUUCCCACCAACAGUUACCAGCAAAAUCGAGGGAACGGUUGGCGAGAUCGCAAUAAUGUGAAUAAUGGGAAUCCAUAUCCACAAAACAACAUCAAACCAAAUGCAUCAAGUGGAUCAACGAACAAUGGACAAAUAAACAACAAUACUAAUACAGCAUUAUUGAUGCAAAUCCAACAGCUCACCGAUGCACUACAAAAUGGAACAGCCACAAACAAUUCUCUCUUGACCACUCACGAAUAUUUGACCGGUGAGAGAAAAACUAAAACCACUUCGCGAUAUGAUCCCCUUGGAAAAAGACCAACAACCCGAAGUCAAAUGAUCAAAGGUGAAGGAAAAAGCGAAGAUCUGGAAAAAGAAAAUCAUGAGAUGGAAAAAGACG
Ambispora gerdemannii is the source of this 937-nucleotide messenger RNA. The record is from the annotation of a GenBank genome assembly. Lineage: Eukaryota; Fungi; Glomeromycota; Glomeromycetes; Archaeosporales; Ambisporaceae.